Gossypium arboreum is the source of this 599-nucleotide messenger RNA. Its product is annotated as FCS-Like Zinc finger 3-like. Gene Ontology annotation, molecular function: zinc ion binding. Gene Ontology annotation, biological process: regulation of DNA-templated transcription. The transcript has 2 exons. The coding region runs from base 118 to 393 and encodes 91 amino acids. The record is from RefSeq and is a predicted model, not a curated record. NCBI's taxonomy places the organism in Eukaryota, Viridiplantae, Streptophyta, Magnoliopsida, Malvales, Malvaceae.
GUCUCGAAGCUCCGUGUACUUUAAAUAUAGCAACCAAGCUUCAAUUGUUCUCCCCCUCUCCCUUCACAGGCAUAGCCACUCUUCCUUGUUUUUCCUUUGUGUUGAUAGCAGCGAGUCAUGUCGGGUUAUUAUUAUUACGCUGGUCAGGCGGAUCAGUACGAGGCGCACUAUCUCGAUGCCUGCUCUCUUUGUCGCAAAUCGCUUCGCGAUUCCGAUAUUUUCAUGUACAGAGGGAAUACGCCGUUUUGCAGCAAAGAGUGUAGACAAGAACAGAUGGAGAUGGAUGAAGCAAGAGAAAAGAACUGGAAAUCGGGUAGAUCUCUUAGAAAAUCAGAUGCCCAGAACUCCACUCCUAACAAAGCUGUACGGACCGGCACGGUUGCUGUGGCCUAAUCCCAUCAUCUUGCUUUUUUUAGCAGACUGAUGUAUCAAUUUUGAGUUAGACAAAAAGAAGAAGAAAACUUCGACGGAAUUUUGUAUUUUCAGUUUUACUUUUUCUUUUUCUGGGGUUGAUGGUUGAGGCCUGGAUGUUUAUAAAGGAGAUGGGUUAUCGGAUUGUGCAGUUUAAUGGAAAAAAAAAAUGGGUGUUAAAAGAUUUA